CCCCUUUGCGGGGCGGUCUCUCCAUUUCUGCCCCUCCCACCCUCGCCUGCUGCUUUGCCCGCGCAGCUAUCGCUAGCUGGCUGCUGCAUUUCUUCCGGCGGGCUGUGCGUGCACGACUCAGCAGGAGGGAACUGCAGUCUGGCUGGAGCUCAUUCUCAGAGAAGAUGUCAACAGACUUACCAUUAAACAUCAAUAUCAAAGAACCUCGCUGGGUUCAAAGCACAUUUGUUGGACGAGCCAGCCAUUUCUUCACUGUAACUGAUCCCAGGAAUAUUUUGCUAUCCAAUGAACAGUUGGAAAAUGCAAGGAAAAUUGUGCAUGAUUACAGACAAGGUAUUGUGUCCCCUGGACUGACAGAAGAUGAACUGUGGAGGGCAAAAUAUAUCUAUGAUUCAGCCUUCCAUCCAGAUACUGGUGAAAAGAUGGUUUUGAUUGGCCGAAUGUCUGCUCAGGUGCCUAUGAACAUGACUAUCACUGGCUGUAUGAUGACCUUUUAUAGGACUACUCCAGCUGUGGUAUUUUGGCAAUGGAUCAACCAGUCAUUCAAUGCCAUUGUAAACUAUACUAAUAGGAGUGGAGAUGCUCCAAUAACUGUCAGCCAGCUGGGAACAGCCUAUGUUUCUGCCACCACAGGUGCUGUUGCCACUGCUCUAGGACUUAAUGCUUUAACAAAGCAUGUCUCUCCACUCAUAGGACGUUUUGUUCCUUUUGCUGCUGUAGCUGCUGCUAAUUGCAUUAAUAUCCCAUUAAUGAGGCAAAGGGAAUUAAAGCAUGGUAUUCCCAUUACAGAUGAAAAUGGAAACCGAUUGGGUGAAUCAACCAAAGCUGCUGAACAAGCCAUUCUGCAAGUGGUUGUCUCCAGGAUUCUUAUGGCUGCUCCAGGAAUGGCCAUUCCUCCCUUCCUAAUGAAUACUUUGGAAAAGAAGGCAUUUUUAAAGCGGUUUCCAUGGAUGAGUGCCCCAAUUCAAGUGGGAUUAGUUGGGAUUUGUUUGGUAUUUGCCACACCUUUAUGCUGUGCGUUAUUUCCUCAGAAAAGUUCCAUGUCAGUAACUCGUCUGGAGUCAGAAUUGCAAGCCAAGAUCCAAGAACUCGACCCUGAAUUGGACCGUGUGUAUUUUAACAAAGGAUUAUAAUUUGUAGCAAACUAUUCCUCAGCAACAAUUAGGUGAACUUAUUUUUGAAUUGUGUGACAACUUUGAAGACAGUCCUGAUGUGUCCUUCCAGUUUUACCCAAUUUUAAACACUGAGGUUCUUUGAUUAUCCCUAGAGGAUUUUCAUAAUUAUGAUUUCAAAUCAUAGUCUUUACCACUUUGUCUGCUGCAUAUACUACAAAUGUUUUUAGCUGCAAAUAUUCAAAAAUGAUUGCAUCACUUCUCAAGGAGUUAAAAAUUAAAUAUCUUUAGAAAAUGUCCCUGGCAGAGAAAAUCUUCUAUUUUAGACAAAUCUUCCUAUUUUAAUUUCCCCUAAUGAGAGAGUAACUGAGAAGUUAAUUUGUGCUACUGUUUUGUGGCUAUAGUUCAGAUUGUGAAUUCCCAUCUAAUUACUUUUUCAGAGGUCCAGGGUAUGAUUUCUGGAGCAUUCCUACUCAAUUCUGAGUGCAUAAACAGCUUUAUCACACAUCUGAUUUAACUGCAAUAGUGAUAGGGUAGGAUAAAAGAAUUUACUCAUGCAACAUGGCACGCGUUCUGGUCUAUCAUUUAAACUGGGUCCUUAACAACUAUUCAUGCAAUGUUAGCAUACCAGAGAUCCCUCAGUGUCACUUUUAAAUUGGGACUGACUUAAAUAGUUCAGGGAAGAUGCAAGCGUUAAGAGUGAUAGGUGGCCUGGAUGUGAAUAGAUAAUAUUGAGUAAGGGGGAAAGAGCUUAUCAAUAUCUUUGAGGCCAAUUCCCACAAUGGCUUAUUUGUUAUUAUUGCACGAAAGCUUUUUUGUGUUUUAUUUGUAUUUUAAAAAUAGUAAUAAUUGGCCAGCUCUCUUAGAUCAUACAAAAGUAUCUAAACAUUGAAUAAAGAAGAAGUACUAGGUGAACCCAAAGGUUCCCUUCCACUGGUGGGAGGAACCUUCUAAGAAGACGUCCUCCAAUGCAUAGAAAAUAGCACUUAUAAUUCUAAUUAAAAUCAUAUUGAAACAUUAAACAAAUUAACUGGUGCCAUCCAUGGUACUGCGACUUUACCAUGAUCUGAGAUAUGUAGCAGAUGCAAUAAGUGCAUGAUGCCCUGUUCAACAGUGGACUUGCUUUCAGUUUUGGUGCUUAAUAUCCUUCAACAAUGGGCAAGAUCCUAUAGGAACUUUCUAACAGCUGCCUGUCUGGUUAUAGCAAUAGCCAUACACUCUUCAAAAAUCCAGCUGGAUUUAUGCACUUCAUUACUAAGUUUCAGUUGCCUUAUUUGUUAUAUUUUUCUGGAAAUUGCAGCAUUUUUAUUAUUAUUGGCCUUGUUUUCUCAUAUCCUUUAGUUAUCAAACCAGGUUAAGUUCUCAAGACACUCUUAAAUUCAGUCAUGUGGAAGCAUUAAACUGCUAAAUGGAAUUGAAUUUAGUAAUUAGAAUGGAAUUGUAUGACUGCCCUAUAUUUCUAUGGGAGGGAUAUUGUCACAGCCUUUUAAAAUUUUGACAGUUGUUGGUCAAUGAUUUUGUUCCAUAAGUAAUAAGGCAAGAAGCAUUUUUAAUCAGUUGCCUGUUGCUUUGGAAUGCCUUGGUGUGCUUUGUUGCUAUGAAAUAGAAUGAUCCCACGAAAUAGGAUGCUUUUUAUUUUCCAUUAUUCAGAUGAAGAAAUCAACCCAAAAUGUUGAGUUGUAUAAAGAUGUCCAUUGAGUCCAUAGCUAAAUUUAGAUUUGAACCCAAGUAUCUGCUGAACUGCACAAAAUAUUAGAGAGUUAUUCUCAUCAGCACUCUGCUGUAAUUUUAGUGUGUGUUUGACCCUCACGCCAUGGGAGUCUACCAUUAAUGUACAUCAUCCCAAAUAUAAUGUCAUAGUGAACACCUCUUUGUACUGGUACAAAUAGAUCUAGCUCUGUACUCAGUAGAGUUGUUACUUAACAGAGAAUCUGGCCCUUGUACAUGUACUAAAUAAUGUUCAUAAUUAAUGUCAUACAUAAAUAGGGUGUUAACUUUAUAAAAUAGCUAAUGUCUAGAUGUGCCAAGUACAGUAUACAGGUCUACAAUUUCUAUGACUGUAGUAUUGGAAUGUGACAUUCUAUAAACCAGAGACUUGUUUAGGAACAGCUCUUGAAAUUGUAACAGAAGAAGAAAAGUUAGAUUUUAUGCUUGGCACUGAAUCCUGUAAAAUACUUGAUUUGUACGAUACCGAUAUGGGAUUUGUAGAGAAAUUCAGUGUUUACAAACUUUUUUCCAAGGAUUCAUGCGAUUGCUUGGAACCUCACUAGGAAUUCCUUGGUGUUGAGAUGCUUUCCUGAAAAACAGCUUGUCUUGCCCUUGCAGUAUAUCCACAGAAAAGUGUUAGAUGUGUAAAACACCAUUCAUGGUAGGGCACUGGUGAGGACUAACAAACUCAGUAUACAUCACAGAAAAUGCUCCCAAGAUUUGUACAUCAAAAUGGAUGUGAAGAGAAACAACUCAGAAAGUAAAAACAUCUGGAGUAAGCAACUUCAGGGUGUUAACCUAGGGGUUGUGUUAAAGCUUUUUCUCCAGUUCUUAUUCCAAUUUUGUCAAACCUCACAUUACUUUCUUUGGCUGCAGCUAGAAUGUCACACGAUCACUAUCACACACCUGCUUUGGCGGUAUUGGGGGGAAAGGUCAUGUAAUGAAUCAUUUACCUUUUAACAAGAGACAGAUUGCUCCUGUAGACGCAAUGUGCUACUCAUGCACCCAUCUUCAGUGCAGAUGGGGGUAAGGGGCAAUUUUGCAGUAUGAUCAAAAGUUCAUGUAGAUUGGACGUGCCUUGGCCCUGCAGAUUUGUGCUAGCGCACAUAACAGCCUUUUAAAACUUUUAACAGUUUUCAUAACGUGUACUCCCAAGUAAAUCCAAUGGAAUUCAACAGGCCUUUACAACUAGUAAAGGAGCCUAAGAUUUCAUUUUACAGUACCAUCCUAAGCAAAGUACAUCUUAGUGUAUUAAAGUCAGUGGUUAAAGUCAAAGGAUAUCACUGUCCUUGGGAGUGCACUGUUUAGUUUCCUUGGUGAAUUUCAACACAAUUAUGGCAAUAAACAUUUCUGAAUGAGAAGAAAAAUAUUUUUUUAAUUAUUGUAUUUUUUCUGUUUUGUAUAAACGAUCAUGUUACACCUGCAAAGACUACAGGAAGAAAAUUAAUAAUUACUAUCUCCUGUUUAAAUGUCUUGGUGUGUGUUUGUUUUUUAUCAGCACAUUUUCCAGUAGUUCGGGGGUUUUCCAUUUGUUGUAAAUCAGAUCAUUCCAUGUGACCUCAGCUUUUUUUUUAAAUUUGGGUAUUUACAGAUUGUGUGCUUGAGAUAAUAUAACCUAGUGUGAAAAAUUUAUUGAUAGAUUUUACCAGGAAUACAAGGAGAUUCUUUGACCAUUUAUAAUCCUGAGGACAAAGAAAUACACCAUGAAUGGUAUUUUUUAAAAUAUUGGUCUCUUAAUGCUUUUCUACAGGAUUGAUAAUUUUCUUGGUAUUAUUAACAUGAACAAAAUAGUAUUAACAUCAGUAAAUUUAUACUGAUAUGAUAGAAAUAGAAUGUUUUUUUAAAAAAAAAUCCAAUGAAGUGCAAUAAGCUAGUACAAUGGAAUGGUUAUUAAUAUUUCCAGUUGGAAAAAAUGAUUCUAGGUUAUCUUUGUGACUUAAGUACAUUUUAAAUGUAAGUAUUAGCACAAUGUCUUGCCAGUGUUGAUGGCACUUAAUGUACAAUUUAAACUGGAUGAAACAUUAAAAUCAGUGACUGAAA
Molecule: messenger RNA, 4859 nt
Organism: Sphaerodactylus townsendi
Lineage: Eukaryota; Metazoa; Chordata; Lepidosauria; Squamata; Sphaerodactylidae
Gene: SFXN1
Product: sideroflexin 1
Exons: 11
Coding region: 165-1133 (322 amino acids)
Biological process (GO): serine import into mitochondrion; monoatomic ion transport
Cellular component (GO): mitochondrial inner membrane
Molecular function (GO): monoatomic ion transmembrane transporter activity
Source: RefSeq, a predicted model, not a curated record